UUCUCUAUAUCCCUUUCACCGGAAAACUCACUCCGACGUACAUCUCCGACUUUAGAUUCUCAAAACCGAAUUUGAAAUUUGAAAUGGCGAAAGGAGGUAACAAACUGAUGAAGCUGAAAUCAGUUUUGAAGAAGCUAAACUCCUUCAACAUCAAACCAAACCAGCCACCGGCUCCGGCCAAUCACGGUCGAUCCUCCGCUUUGAGUGCAUUUCCCUCAGAAGAACGUCACACUGUCUACGUCGGCAGUACACGGCGUCUGUACCACGUGAGCUCUGACGUAGUGAGCCAUCCCCUCUUCCAGCAGCUAGCGGCGGUUGAUGGUGGGUGCGGCGGCGAGGACGGUUCGAUCGCCGUGUCGUGCGAGGUUGUCUUGUUCGAGCAUAUGCUUUGGAUGCUUGAGAACGCCGACGCUGACGAGUCAGGCCUGGAGUCGGUCCACGAACUCGUCGAGUUCUACUCCUGCUAACUCCUACGAUAAUUAAUUAGGUGUCGUCAAAUAUAUGUAAUUAAUGAUUUAUGUUUGUAUAUUCUAUACUUUGUAUACUUUACAGUCUUUUGUUAAAAUCUAUACUUUUUACUGAGUGAUACA
Molecule: messenger RNA, 590 nt
Organism: Brassica oleracea var. oleracea
Lineage: Eukaryota; Viridiplantae; Streptophyta; Magnoliopsida; Brassicales; Brassicaceae
Exons: 1
Coding region: 84-467 (127 amino acids)
Biological process (GO): response to auxin
Source: RefSeq, a predicted model, not a curated record